This is a messenger RNA of Oncorhynchus keta (chum salmon), 667 nucleotides long. RefSeq names its product sperm axonemal maintenance protein CFAP97D1. The record is from RefSeq and is a predicted model, not a curated record. Bases 31 to 663 code for a protein of 210 amino acids. NCBI's taxonomy places the organism in Eukaryota, Metazoa, Chordata, Actinopteri, Salmoniformes, Salmonidae. The transcript has 5 exons.
CCAGAAAGCCCAGAGCUACACAAUUGAAACAUGCACAAGUCAUACCAACCACUGAAACCUGCAACAAACAAGUACCUGCAGAAGAAAUGGGACCAGACCAGAUAUGAUGAGCAUAGGAAUAAGCUGAGUACGGCCAGGCCCAUUGUGGACACUAAAGGCAUUAGAACACCUGCACAUGUUCAGCUGAAACUCAAGAAACUCCAGUUACAAGAUGAGAGGCUGGACACCAUCGAGAGAGACAACCGUCUCCUGUCCUCCAAGCUGUCUGACAUCGUGCGGUCCAAAGGUCUGGUCGACCACAGGAACCAUUAUCCCGAGAGAAGUCUGAACGCUGAGAAGAGGAGGGAUGAGCUGCUGCAGGUGACUAAUCAGAACCAGGCCAUCUACCAGCGAAUCACGGACCGUGAAUCUGACUACCGUCGCCAGCUCUGGUUGGACGACUGGGAGAGGGUGGUGCGCAGACGUGAUGACAUCGCUCGUUACCCUCGUGCUGUCGCCAACAAACAGAAAUCCAAGCGGAAGGUGAAGUUUGCGGGCAGUGACUCGGGACAACGUGAGAAGUCUUCCGAAAGCAACAGCUACAGUGACACCAACACUGACCAGGAGGUGGAGGAGGAGGUGGAGAAGAAAACAGACAAAAACAAAGAUACUCUAAAUGAAUGAUGAA